Messenger RNA from Aptenodytes forsteri (emperor penguin), 891 nucleotides. RefSeq names its product bone morphogenetic protein 7. Lineage: Eukaryota; Metazoa; Chordata; Aves; Sphenisciformes; Spheniscidae. Gene Ontology annotation, cellular component: extracellular region. Gene Ontology annotation, molecular function: cytokine activity; growth factor activity. Bases 25 to 891 code for a protein of 288 amino acids. The transcript is spliced from 4 exons. Gene Ontology annotation, biological process: SMAD protein signal transduction. The record is from RefSeq and is a predicted model, not a curated record.
CGCUUCUACUUCGACAUCAGCGCGAUGGAGAAGGGCGAGCAGAUGCUGAAAGCCGAGUUGAGGGUCUUCAAGCUGAAGAGGACACAUGUGUCUAGAAGGUCUGACGUGAAACACUUUUGCAAAGUGGAAGUGUAUGAGCUCAUGGAGAGUGGAAGUAAGCCACAAAACAGCCAUCUCGUUGCAUCAAGAUUAUUGUCCCUGUACACGGAAGGCUGGGAAGUAUUCAACGUCACGCAGACAGUUUCCAAGUGGGUUGGAAACAGCAGCUCCAACCAUGGCUUUUUGAUAACUACAACACAUGUAUUUAACAACAGAAUUGAGCACAAUCUGGUUAAGUUUGCUAAGAGCCAGGGCGUUUUGCAGGAGAGUAGAAAUGCUCUCCUUGUCCUCUUCACCAACAGUAACAAACGGAGGUCUUCCAGCUUUGUACCCUCUUCCACAAAACUAAAGGUGAACCCUGCCAAAAAUGAUGCUUCACGUGUGCCUCGUGAAACUCGGAUCAUCGAAAGCAGCAACGCAAGCCUGAGCAGGAGACCUCGAGCUGCUGCAACCCCUUCUGCCAAAAGCCAGGUAACAGCAUGUCAUCGAAGGGAACUCUACGUUGACUUCCGUGCUAUUGGCUGGUCAGGUUGGAUUAUUUACCCAAGUGGAUACAAUGCCUUUUAUUGCAGAGGAUCCUGUCUCUUCCCCCUGGGGGAAAGUCUAAAUGCAACAAACCAUGCUACAGUUCAGUCCAUAGUCCACACACUUAAACUGUCUCAAGAUGUCAGCACGCCCUGCUGUGUGCCAGAUGAAUUGAAGUCCCUCAAUCUUCUUUACUUUGAUGACAAAGAGAAUGUGGUCCUUAAAAAUUACAAAGACAUGGUGGCAACAAGGUGUGGUUGUCAUUAG